Molecule: messenger RNA, 2315 nt
Organism: Anopheles bellator
Lineage: Eukaryota; Metazoa; Arthropoda; Insecta; Diptera; Culicidae
Gene: FMRFa
Product: FMRFamide-related peptides
Exons: 2
Coding region: 592-1554 (320 amino acids)
Biological process (GO): neuropeptide signaling pathway
Source: RefSeq, a predicted model, not a curated record
CACGAGUGCACAAGGCCUGCCAGGAGGCGGCACAUCCUAGGGCCGCAAAUACGAGGACCGUGGCGAGCGAGAAAGACGCAGUUCAGUUCAACGGCGAAAGCGUAACUCAAAAACCUCCGCACGCUGCCAGACGACCGGCGUCGGUAGACUUGGCGUCUCCAUCGUAGCCGAGCGAGCGCCGGAAACGGAAACUGUUUCAAAUACAGAGACACAAGUGCAAAAGGACCGGAAGUGAAGCGCGUGCCUGUGAAAGUGCAUCGUGUUUUUGGUUUGCCCAUCUUCGCCACGGUUUGGCUUUUUUACGACUCAAUUUCCGUCGAGCGUGGGUUCAUCCCCGAGUUACGAGCUGUAAAGAAGUUCGCCAAAGUGUCGUUUGAAGGGGGCCAGAGUGAGACCGGCCGAAAACAAAAAACCGAGUAAACGAAACGGGCCAAACCGUCAUGUUUGGCUUAACAGUGAUCCCGUCGGGCUCGUGCGGAGCGCGUGAGGCAUGCCAGUGAGACACGCGAGUGACAAAUGCUCGUCCGUCGUCCACGUCCUGAACAACGGUCAAACGCCGUAGCCGCUGCUGUAAUCUGAGGAUCGUGCGAAAUGUUCCCACGUGCUGAAAUCAACACAAGCGCCACAAUGAAGCUGUACGUCGUGCUCGCCAUCGCCGUGUGCCAAUUGUGUCACCAUUUUGCCCGUGCCGAUCUCGACUCCCGACUGGCCGACCCCCAGCCGGGCCCAUUUGCCGCUGGCACUGAUCUAUGGCCAUCACUGGUAGCCCGUGGCCCGGCGAACGAUGGCGAACUGUCCUGGUCGGGCGGUUCAUCCGGAGAGUUGGUCGGCGACUGGCUGUGGCCGAUGGCCGUCAAGCGGAGCGCCAAGGCGGACAUCGGAGCGCCAAGGCGCCGUAGCGCACUGGACAAGAACUUUAUGCGCUUCGGACGAGCCGGAUCAAAUCUGAUGCGCUUUGGGCGUCCCGAUCGGAACUUUCUGCGCUUUGGCCGUAAGCCGGAACCGCGCGAUGAUGAGACCGAACUGAGCAAAGAGUACGCCACGUCGACGGAACAACUGGAGCAGCGAGAGAGCGACGAAGGGCAGCCGCAGCCAACGGUCAAACGCAACGCUGGCAACUCUGAGGAGCUGCUUGGAGGCGGUGUGACCGACUCCGGUGAACUUAAACCGAAGCAAGUGGUCUAUUAUCGGCGUGACUCACCGAAAAACCUGAUGCGUUUUGGGAAACGCCGCUCGGCGGCUUCCGGUUCCGGUUAUCUGCGCUUCGGCCGAGGGAACUUAAUGCGUUUCGGUCGCCGAAGCGACGAACCCGGCCCACGGACCGUCCGUGCUGGACCGAAUAUGAUGCGCUUCGGACGAUCCGAUCGGCCACCGAACGAAACUGCGGUCGAGGGAAGCAGUGGUGCCGUGAACCCUACCGUGGCACAGCACGACCCGUUACCAAUCAAUCUGCUAGAGCUACUCGACAAGCUGCAGCCACAGGACGCGCUGGUGGAGAGAGAAACCGAAUCGGCCCCUGACGAGCGGGUCCCGCUUUUCGUCGUCGAAAAGUAGUAAGCAACCCGACGGAAGGCACAACUCCGAACUCCGCGGGCAAAACAUGACAUAGAAUGCCGAACCGUGCUGUCGCGCUCGAAUCAAAACGUUUCACGGUGCAAAAUGGCGUAUUGUUGAUAGAAAAAAAACAUUAAGGAUAAUACAUAACCUAACGAAGGCAAUCCUUGGUGGCGGCCGUCCUCGAUGGGGAGGCCCCGAUGGUGCGCCUACCAACGACGAAACUAUCCUCAAAGGCUGGUAUCAACAAUAUGUUUUCAUUUUGCACUUUUAUUGCGAACGAAAAACAUAACUUCUUCCUAGCACGGUGCGAAUGGUGGAGGGGAAAAAGAUCAAAUCGAAGAGCUAACAAACCCACUGAUCGCAGUUUCAAUUAACUCUCUCCGUCUCGCCAUUUUUAAUGGGUAAAGUUUCAUAAUGUUCGUUGAAUGAAGCCAAAGCAAGCAAGAUGCCAAAACUCUUUACACAGCUUCUCUAGCACCCUGUGCGCGCAUAAAAUGCUCCCAGCAAGGAUGUCGGUGUGAAUGAGAGAAAACAGUAAAAAGAAAAAAAACUCAAAAUAUAUACAGAUAUACAUACAAAUAUAAAUUAUAAAUCAUUAAACAUCUAGGGGAGAAAACUAAAGACAAAACCGGCGGGAGCGUGAACUUUCUUCUGGAGCGGCGGAUCAGGCGGACCGAGCGAUCGCCCGCUGUGUACAUUAAAAAGGGUUGAUGAUCAUAGUCGUUGUAGUCCGAGCAACUGUGUGCGUGCGUGUUAAA